This is a messenger RNA of Gilbertella persicaria, 780 nucleotides long. RefSeq lists its product as uncharacterized. The record is from RefSeq and is a predicted model, not a curated record. The coding region runs from base 1 to 780 and encodes 259 amino acids. The transcript has 2 exons. NCBI's taxonomy places the organism in Eukaryota, Fungi, Mucoromycota, Mucoromycetes, Mucorales, Choanephoraceae.
AUGGAUCGCAACAGAAACGACAAUCAAGAAAAUAUCUAUUACAGUGAUCAACAAAAAAAUAUACCAAUCCCUGUAUUGGCAGCUAACAAUCACCAUUUUGACAUGUCAACCAAGUUUCAAGACUAUUACGACGAUAUAAUGAGCUACACAAGUGGUUAUCUUUAUACAUUAACAGAUAGUGAAGUCUCAUUAAAUGCAUUGUUGUCGGAACAUGGCUCACACAACGAUCCGUUAAGUGACCCUCAAUUCAUGGCAUUUCUUUCUUCUGUACCUACACACGAUACCACUUCUCAUGUGCCUCUUUUGACACCACAAGAAGUAGAAAAAAAAACUAAAGGCACAAAAAACCCAAUUCAUCCCGUCAAGAAAUGUACGCCUAAACCAAACCAAAGAAAAUCAACAUCUACAAAACUUGGUCAUUGUGAACAUCCUAAACAUGUUUACUAUCGCCAAGAAAGACAUUUAUUGAUGUCAAACUCACCAGAUGAAGCGUCUGUCAUGAAAGCUGUGCCGCGACGAGGUAGACCGCCUAAAGGAUCGAAAUCAACGGAAUAUGUCUUGUCGACUUCAUCUGUUCAUUAUAGCCAUGAAUUUAGCUAUUAUCCAUUAGUAGAAUUGACAGUUAGGCCAUUGCCUAAAAGACUUGAAGCGGUGGUGGGCAAGCCCAACAUCAAAGUAUGCCUGACAUGCCUGAAACGAUCAGACACAGAUCCAGAUUACUUGAAAGAUGCACUUUAUGUAGGUCCUCAACAACAAGCUUUCAAGCGUAGAAAAGAAUAG